UUAUAAAUUACAAAACAAACAUCACAAAAGGAUUCAAAGGAAUGGCUUUUCAAUGUUCAAUUUGCUUAAGUGCUAAUUUCAAUCAAUUCAAUACAAUUGAUUGUGGACAUACUUUACAAGCUGACUGCUUAAUGACACAACAAACUGAAAUCCAUUUGAAUUGCUUGGAAUCAAGAUUAGAGAGCUUGACACUAAGUAGACCAGAAGAAGGGCAAGCAAGACAACAAGAAGAUACAAAAUAUCAACAGGAACUCAAAAUAGCAAAAAUGGAAAUGAAAGCAACUUGUGAAAAUUUGGAAAAUAUUUUAACAUUGAACCUUGAUUCUCUGGACUGUCUAAAGAAUCUUAAGACACAACUGAUUCGUGAAUCAAACAUGGAAGUAGCAUCCGAAAUUGGAGAAAGAGUUUAUGGGAAUUUGCUGAGCUAUUUACGGAUGGAAAAUCCAAAUGCUUCUGAAGAUUUGUUGCCUCCUAAUGUGUUUGAAAUGAACGAACAUGCCAUUGAAAAUUACAUCGAAAGUUACAGGAACAUUAGGACAGCAUUUGCUGAAUUGAAGGAAAUUGAGCUUGAUUAAGGAAUAAUACAGUUAAAAUAAAAAGUUUUAUAAAAACAUG
Chironomus riparius is the source of this 615-nucleotide messenger RNA. The record is from the annotation of a GenBank genome assembly. Lineage: Eukaryota; Metazoa; Arthropoda; Insecta; Diptera; Chironomidae.